AUGUUGUACCAAUGUUGGUGUAAUCUGUUCUCCUCCUCUUUCUCACCCCCCUCUUCUUCCUUUCUUUUAGUGUCUUUAUUAAACUUUUUCUUCAUCUCCUCCUUCAUCCCUUUUGUCCCCAGUGCUGUUGUGACUCUUUUCUUUUUCUUUCUUUCUUUCUUUCUUUGUCUUUUUCACUUUAAUUUCAUUUUUUUUCUUUCAUUCUUUUUUUUUUUUUCCUUUGAUUUCUUUUCUUUCUUUUUCUUUCUUUCACUUGAUUUUCUUUCUUUCUUUCCUUUUCACUUUGUUUUUUCUUUCUUUUUCACAUUAUUUUCUGUCUUUCCUUUUUCUGUCUUUUAUUUCUUUCUUUCCCUUUCACCUUAUUUUCUUGUUUCUUUCUUUUCCACUUUAAUUUCCUUUCUUUCUUUCUUUCUUUCUUUCUUUCUUUCUUCUUCACUUUGUUUUCUUUAUUUGUUUCUUUCAUUUUUUCUUUUAUAUCUUCCUUUCCUUAUUUUUUUCCUUUUCACCUUAUUUUCUUUCUUUCUUUCUUUCUUUCUUUCUUUCUUUCUUUCUUUCUUUCUUUUUCACUUUAUUUUCUUUCUUUCCUUUUCACAUUAUUUUCUUUUUUCUUUCUUUCCUUUUCACUUUAUUUUCUUUCUUUUUCUUUCCUUUUAUUUUCUUAUAUUUCUUUCUUUCCUUAUUUCUUUCUUUUCUUUUCACCUUAUUUUCUUUCUUUCUUUCCUUUUUACUUUAUUUUCUUUCUUUCUUUUUUCUUUCUUUCCUUUUCACUUUUUUCCUUCUUUCUUUCCUUUUCACCUUAUUUUCUUUCUUUCUUUCCUUUUUCUUUCUUUCUUUCUUUUUCUCUUUAUUUUCUUUCUUUAUUUAUUUUCUUUCUUACUUUCUUUCUUUCUUUCCUUUUCACUUUAUUUUCUUUCUUUCCUUUUGCUUUCUUUUCUUUCUUUCUUUCCUUAUUUCUUUCUUUCCUUUUCACCUCAUUUUCUUUCUUUUUUUUCUUUUGCUUUCUUUUCUUUCUUUCCUUAUUUCUUUCUUUCCUUUUCACUUUAUUUUCUUUCUUUCUUUCCUUUUGCUUUCUUUCUUUCUUUUUCACUUUAUUUUCUUUCUUUCCUUUUAACCUUAUUUUUUCUUUCUUUCCUUUUUCUUUCUUUUCUUUCUUUCUUUCCUUAUUUCUUUCUUUCUUUCCUUUUCACUUUAUUUUCUUUCUUUCUUUUUUCUUUCUUUCUUUCACUUUAUUUUCUUUGUUUGUUUGUUUGUUUCUUUACUUUUCAUCUCAUUUUCUUUUUUCUUUCUUUUCUAUAUCAAUUUCUUUUCUUUCUUUCAUUCUUUCCUUUUUCUUUCUUUUCUUUCUUUCUUUCCUUAUUUCUUUCUUUCAUAUUCACUUUCUUUUCUUUCUUUUCUUUUCUUUCUUUCCUUCUUUCUUUCUUUCCUUUUUACUUUAUUUUCUUUUUUCUUUCAUUUCCACUUCAAUUUCUUUUCUUACUUUCUUUCCUUUUCACUUUAUUUUUGCAACUGCCUUUUUUCGUUCUUACGUUUUCUUUCUUCUUUCUUACCUCAAGCUUACUAAAUCUAUCUAUCUAUCUAUCUAUCUAUCUAUCUACGAAAUCAAUCCAUCAAUCAAUCUAUCUAUAUCUGUUCAUUAUCUAUCUAUCUAUCUAUCUAUCUAUCUAUCUAUCUAUCUAUAUAAAUCUGUUCAUAUCUAUCUAUCUAAAUCUGUUCAUAUCUAUCUAUCUAUCUAUCUAUCUAUCUAUCUAUCUAUCUAUCUAUCUAUCUAAAUCUAUUCAUAUCUAUCUAUCUAUCUAUCUAUCUAUCUAUCUAUCUAUCUAUCUAUCUAUCUAUCUAUCUAUCUAUCUAUCUAUCUAUCUAUCUAUCUAUCUCUGUUCAUUAUCUAUCUUCAUCUAUCUAUCUAUCUCUAUCUCUGUUCUAUCUAUCUAUCUAUCUAUCUAUCUAUCUAUCUAUCUAUGUCUGUUCAUUAUCUAUCUAUCUAUCUAUCUAUCUCUGUUCAUUAUCUAUCUAUCUAUCUAUCUAUCUAUCUAUCUAUCUAUCUAUCUCUAUCUAUCUCUGUUCAUGUAUCUAUCUAUCUAUCUAUCUAUCUAUCUAUCUAUCUAUCUAUCUAUCUAUCUAUCUAUCUAUCACAGAAACAUACACACACACAAACACGCGCGAGCCUCCCCCCAGCGCGCGCACGCACACACAUAUAAUAAUCUGUACAUUUUAACGUUCAUUUAUAUAUAA
Messenger RNA from Acanthosepion pharaonis, 2229 nucleotides. NCBI's taxonomy places the organism in Eukaryota, Metazoa, Mollusca, Cephalopoda, Sepiida, Sepiidae. The record is from the annotation of a GenBank genome assembly.